Molecule: messenger RNA, 1401 nt
Organism: Haliotis rufescens (red abalone)
Lineage: Eukaryota; Metazoa; Mollusca; Gastropoda; Lepetellida; Haliotidae
Product: keratin, type I cytoskeletal 9-like
Exons: 3
Coding region: 114-959 (281 amino acids)
Source: RefSeq, a predicted model, not a curated record
AGCGAGCUUUCCCCUGAGCCUAUAAAACCAGACGGCAGCACCUUUCCCUCACAAACCCACUGUUGCCCCCCGUACAAACACCGUUGUCCACGUGCAUCAAAGUAAAUAACAAGAUGGCAGCAUUAAGAUGUGCUGUUUUGGCUUUGGUUUUCGCCACGAUAAACGCCCAAGGUGUGACAGAUCCAACGGCUGUGGCUGCUCCAUCCGGUGGAACGCCAACUGGAGCUAUUGGAGGAGCCAUGGGGGCUCCAACAGGCUUACCGACAGGUCCAAUGGGCGGCCCUAUUGGUGGUCCCAUGAGUGGUCCAAUGGGUGGUCUUAUGAAUGGUCCGAUGGGUAUGGGUGGUCCCUUGAGUGGUCCGAUGGGUAUGGGUGGGCCGAUGGGUGGGCCGAUGGGCGGCAUGGGUUCUCCAUACGGAGGAAUGGGAGGCCCCUACAGAAGCAUGAAUCCUUACGGAGGAAUGGGUGGACCAAGGGGAGGAUUUGGCAUGGGUCCCUAUGGCCAGCAAAUGCAACAGAGCCAGCAACAAGGGUAUGGAAACCCGAUGUCAUACCUUCCCCUGAUGAUGGGCGGUGACCAGGGAAGAAACAUGUAUUUGAUGUCUCAAAUGAUGGGAAGACAAGGCGGCGGCAACAUGCUUCCUUACUUCGCUAUGAAUGGUGGACUAGGAGACAACAUGAUGAACAUGCUUCUCUUCAGCGGUAUGGGUGGAACGGGUGGCGGCCGAGGUGGAAUGAUGGGUGGGAUGAAUCCAUUGAUGGCCAUGGCUCUGAGCGGCGGUGAAAUGAACAACAUGCUCCCAUGGAUGUUCCUUAAUCAAGGCAGAGGCCAAGGACAACAAGGCGGUAUGCAGGGCGGUAUGCAAGGCGGUAUGCAAGGCGGUAUGCCAGGUGGACAAAGACAACAACAAGGAGUCAACAGUGCUUUGCCUUUCUGGCUGCUAGGAGGAAACCUCUAAAUCAAAGAAGUUCACACAUGGGUUCCUAAGGAGUUAAAUUAAUGGUGACAGAGAAAUAUCAGACUUUAUUUAUCAGUUAACAGUUACGGUUAUUAGUUAACAGACAUUGGGAUGAGCAUAUUCUGUGUAUUUAUAAGCCGUCUUAAGAAAGACGAGACAUAUCUAAAAAGUUCUUUAACCGAAGAUGUCACUCUUUACCCAUUUACAAUAAUGGAGACGAUCCUGCAGAAACAUCUUAUCACUGUGUAUGGAAUCAAAAUAUUUCAACAGCAUUCUGGUAUUUAUGUUCUGUGCAUAAUCAAAGCUCUUGUUGGUAUUACUGCAAUGCUUGUGGGCCCAUGACACUUCCAAACAAUUGUACAAAUUCCCCAGCAUUAUCCGUUGUUGUCCACCUCAUGUUGUUUGUUUAUCACUAAUAAAUACCAGGAAUAUAUUACGUUCA